CUCCCGCCAGGUCCCGGGGCGUAGGCGGGCUCCGGGAGUCUGGGGCUUCUGAAUUCGGGUCUUCUGUAGGGCUGCGGCGAGACUACGUCCCAUAGUCCCGCGGCCCGGCCUCGGGGCAGCCAUGGACUCGCAGGAGUUGAAGACUUUGAUUAAUUACUAUUGUCAAGAAAGGUAUUUCCAUCAUGUGUUACUGGUUGCCAGUGAAGGAAUUAAGAGGUAUGGAAGUGACCCAGUCUUCAGGUUUUAUCAUGCCUAUGGCACAUUAAUGGAAGGUAAAACUCAAGAAGCUCUUCGAGAAUUUGAGGCUAUUAAAAAUAAACAAGAUGUAUCACUUUGUUCUCUAAUCGCACUGAUAUACGCCCAUAAAAUGAGUCCUAAUCCAGAUAGAGAAGCUAUUCUGGAAUCAGAUGCCAGAGUGAAGGAGCAACGUAAAGGAGCUGGAGAGAAAGCCUUAUACCAUGCAGGCUUAUUUUUAUGGCACGUUGGUCGCCAUGAUAAAGCGAGAGAGUAUAUUGACAGAAUGAUCAAAAUGUCAGAUGGUAGUAAACAGGGACACAUUUUGAAAGCAUGGCUUGAUAUUACAAGAGGAAAAGACGCUUACACUAAAAAAGCACUGAAGUAUUUUGAAGAGGGACUCCAAGAUGGGAAUGAUACUUUUGCUCUGCUGGGUAAGGCACAAUGCCUGGAGAUGAGGCAGAAUUAUUCAGGUGCUCUAGAGACUGUGAACCAGAUAAUCGUGAACUUCCCGAGCUUCCUUCCUGCUUUUGUUAAGAAAAUGAAGUUGCAACUAGCCUUGCAAGACUGGGACCAGACAGUUGAGACAGCACAAAGGUUGCUGCUCCAAGAUAGCCAAAAUGUGGAAGCGCUGAGAAUGCAGGCACUCUACUAUGUGUGUAGGGAGGGGGAUAUAGAGAAGGCUUCUACUAAACUGGAAAAUCUGGGAAAUGCGUUGGAUGCUGUGGAACCACAGAAUGCUCAGCUCUUCUAUAACAUUACCCUCGCCUUCAGCAGAACUUGUGGACGUAGUCAACUCAUUCUUCAAAAAAUUCAAACGUUACUUGAGAGAGCUUUUAGUUUAAACCCUCAGCAGUCACAAGUUGCUACAGAACUUGGAUACCAAAUGAUUUUGCAAGGAAGAGUUAAAGAGGCACUGAAGUGGUAUAAGACCGCCAUGACACUUGAUGAGACUAGUGUGCCUGCACUAGUUGGAUUGAUCCAGUGUCAAUUAAUAGAAGGGCAAUUACAAGAUGCAGAUCAGCAGCUAGAAUUUUUAAAUGAAAUUCAGCAGUCCAUUGGAAAAUCUGCGGAAUUAAUAUAUUUACAUGCUGUUCUUGCCAUGAAGAAAAAUAAGCGACCAGAAGAAGUUAUUAAUAUUUUAAAUGAUGUCCUGGACACUCAUUUUUCACAAUUAGAAGGUUUACCUCUAGGCAUACAAUACUUUGAAAAGCUAAAUCCUGAUUUCUUGUUAGAAAUUGUGACGGAAUAUCUGAGCUUCUGUCCAAUGCAACCUGCAAGUCCCGGGCAACCUCUUUGUCCCCUUCUCAGGCGUUGUGUCUCAGUCCUGGAGACUGUAGUAAGAACCGUACCAGGUCUUCUGCAAACUGUCUUCCUCAUAGCAAAAGUGAAAUAUUUGUCAGGUGAUAUUGAAGCAGCUUUUAAUAACCUUCAGCAUUGCUUAGAACACAAUCCCUCUUAUGCCGAUGCUCAUCUGCUGCUAGCUCAGGUUUACUUGUCUCAAGAAAAAAUCAAAUUGUGUUCUCAGUCUCUUGAACUUUGUCUGAGCUAUGAUUUUAAGGUAAGAGAAUAUCCUUUAUAUCAUUUGAUAAAAGCUCAGUCACAGAAGAAAAUGGGAGAAAUAGCAGAUGCAAUUAAAACACUCCAUAUGGCAAUGAGUUUACCAGGAAUGAAAAGAAUUGGAGCUUCCACAAAAUCAAAAGACAGAAAAACUCAAGUUGAUACAAGCCAUCGUUUAUCGAUCUUUCUUGAACUGAUAGAAGUUCACCGCUUAAAUGGAGAGCAGCAUGAGGCAGCAAAAGUUUUACAAGAUGCCAUCCAUGAAUUUUCUGGAACAUCUGAAGAAGUGCGUGUUACCAUUGCUAAUGCAGACCUGGCUCUGGCCCAAGGAGAUACUGAGCGGGCUUUAAGCAUCCUUCGAAAUGUUACAGCCGAACAGCCUUAUUUUAUAGAGGCCAGAGAAAAAAUGGCAGAUAUUUAUCUGAAGCACAGAAAAGAUAAAAUGUUAUAUAUCACUUGUUAUAGAGAAAUUGCUGAAAGAAUGCCCAACCCUCGGUCUUUUCUUCUCCUUGGUGAUGCAUACAUGAAUAUUCUAGAGCCUGAAGAAGCCAUAGUAGCAUAUGAGCAAGCAUUAAAUCAGAACCCAAAAGAUGGAACACUGGCAAGCAAAAUGGGGAAAGCACUUAUCAAAACUCACAACUACUCAAUGGCUAUCAGUUACUAUGAAGCUGCUCUGAAAAGUGGACAGAAGAAUUAUCUUUGCUAUGAUCUGGCUGAGCUCUUACUAAAAUUGAAAUGGUAUGACAAAGCAGAAAAAGUUCUUCAACAAGCUCUGGCUCAUGAACCUGUAAAUGAACUGUCAGCUCUCAUGGAGGAUGGACGUUGUCAAGUUCUUCUAGCAAAAGUUUAUAGUAAAAUGGAAAGACCUGGUGAUGCAAUCACGGCAUUACAACAGGCUCGAGAAUUACAAGCUCGGGUACUAAAACGUGUUCAGAUGGAACAGCCAGAUGCAGUUCCUGCACAGAAACGUUUAGCAGCUGAAAUUUGUGCAGAGAUUGCAAAACAUUCUGUUGUUCAGCGAGACUAUGAAAAAGCAAUUAAGUUUUAUAGAGAGGCCCUGGUUCAUUGUGAAACAGAUAAUAAGAUUAUGCUGGAACUGGCACGAUUAUACCUGGCACAAGAUGACCCUGAUGCCUGCCUGCGGCAGUGUGCUGUGCUGCUUCAGAGUGACCAGGAUAAUGAAGCUGCCACCACGAUGAUGGCCGAUCUCAUGUUCAGAAAACAAGACUACGAACAAGCAGUGUUCCAUUUACAGCAGCUUUUAGAACGUAAGCCAGAUAAUUAUAUGACAUUAUCUCGUUUGAUUGAUCUCCUAAGAAGAUGUGGAAAACUUGAGGAUGUCCCAAGAUUUUUCUCAAUGGCUGAGAAAUGUAACUCCAGAGUGAAAUUGGAGCCAGGAUUUCAGUAUUGUAAAGGACUAUAUCUUUGGUACACUGGAGAACCAAAUGAUGCCCUUCGACAUUUUAAUAAAGCUCGGAAAGAUAGUGACUGGGGCCAAAAUGCCCUUUACAAUAUGAUAGAAAUCUGUUUGAAUCCGGAUAAUGAAACAAUUGGAGGUGAAGUAUUUGAAAAUCUGGAUGGAGACCUGGGUAAUUCAACUGAGAGGCAAGAAUCUGUCCAAUUGGCAGUGAGAACAGCAGAAAAACUUCUUAAGGAACUAAAACCUCAGACUGUUCAGGGUCAAGUACAGCUUCGCGUAAUGGAAAACUAUUGCUUAAUGGCUACCAAACAGAAAUCUAAUGUUGAACAAGCAUUAAAUACCUUCACUGAAAUAGCAGCAUCUGAGAAGGAUCAUAUCCCGGCACUCUUGGGAAUGGCAACGGCUUAUAUGAUCUUGAAACAGACUCCACGAGCCAGAAACCAGCUGAAGCGUAUUGCAAAAAUGAAUUGGAAUGCUAUUGAUGCCGAAGAGUUUGAAAAGAGUUGGCUGCUACUUGCUGAUAUUUACAUUCAAUCAGCAAAAUACGAUAUGGCAGAAGAACUAUUAAAACGGUGCCUGCGUCAUAAUAGAUCUUGCUGCAAAGCUUAUGAAUAUAUGGGAUACAUUAUGGAAAAAGAGCAAGCAUAUACAGAUGCUGCCUUAAACUAUGAGAUGGCGUGGAAAUAUAGCAAUCAGACAAAUCCGGCAGUAGGAUACAAACUGGCAUUUAAUUACUUAAAAGCAAAAAGAUAUGUGGAUUCGAUUGAUGUAUGUCACCAGGUUCUUGAAGCACAUCCAACUUAUCCAAAAAUCAGAAAGGAUAUACUUGAUAAGGCCCGUGCCUCUUUAAGACCUUGAAAAUAAUUUUAACGUAGGUUGUUGGUUUAACAGGAAAUAAAAGAAAUCUUUCAGUUCUUCCUGUUCAAACAGAUUUGAGCUCAAUGCUUUGUUGUUAGAGGUAUACCCUUUUUCUCCAGCAGAGGUUGCUGCUGUACAUCAAGAGAAGUACUCAGUGAAAUUGGUGUUUUCUAAUGGAGUUGAAUGAGAGCUGGUCUGUUUGACUCUGAUUAGGUACAGAUUUGGUGACUCUGUGAUAAAGACUAUAACCAUUUAUAUAAACAAUAUUUUGUUUAAAUCUGAGUGAUUAAAUACCCUCUGUCUUUUCUAAGGAAUAUUUAUUUCAGGAAAUAUAUUUAAAAUGCAUUGUUCUCUGUUAAAA
Saimiri boliviensis boliviensis (Bolivian squirrel monkey) is the source of this 4433-nucleotide messenger RNA. RefSeq names its product tetratricopeptide repeat domain 21B (gene TTC21B). Gene Ontology annotation, cellular component: intraciliary transport particle A. Lineage: Eukaryota; Metazoa; Chordata; Mammalia; Primates; Cebidae. Gene Ontology annotation, molecular function: protein binding. The record is from RefSeq and is a predicted model, not a curated record. Gene Ontology annotation, biological process: intraciliary retrograde transport; protein localization to cilium.